AUGGUGGCGUAUUACGAUUGGUGUGUGUACCGGCAGUUUAAUAUGCUGGGUUCUUACAUUGGAUACUAUGACAAGUUUCUUGAAAACUCCACCAAGGAUCCAUUGUGCCAUGCACAAUCUCCAACUCGUUCUUUACCGUCUGAUUGUCUCAAACACGUUCGAGAACCAACUAAAGGAGGCGGUGACGAAUCAUCACCUGAAUCUUCGUCGGAUGGCACCGACGACAACAACAACACGUCUGCGUUUGAACAUGCUGACGCGCCAAAAGAGCAAGAGCUAUUAGACAAGCUAAGGGAAGCUGAAUAUGCUAUCUUGUCAAUGCAGGAACAUUGUGACCGUCUGAAUAGAGAUCACUUCGAUGUGGAGCAAAUACUGAAGAAGACCUAUUAUGAAAACAACCAGCGAAACCAACUUGAACGUUCGAGGUUGCAAAGUGAGCUGGAACAUAAGGAACAGCAACUUUUUGAAUUAAUGCGUCAUCAAGAAAUGAGUAAUAUAUUCUGGGACGACCGCCAACGGGAGAUGAACGAGUUGAUGAAUGACGUUAUUCUGAACGUUAAAGACAUGUAUCGGUACCAGGAAUUGUGCAACUUGUUUAAACCAAAAUGA
Babesia bigemina is the source of this 609-nucleotide messenger RNA. RefSeq lists its product as hypothetical. The coding region runs from base 1 to 609 and encodes 202 amino acids. The transcript has 7 exons. Lineage: Eukaryota; Apicomplexa; Aconoidasida; Piroplasmida; Babesiidae. The record is from RefSeq and is a predicted model, not a curated record.